AUGGUCAGUGCAGUGUAUCACGACUACUCGAGCUUCUCGAAUGUCACCACUUUUGCCGAUGCUUACCAUAACUUUGGUAAGAUCUCAGGCUUGAACCCCUUGGAGAAGCUUUGGGGUGCCUACUACUAUUACAUGAACAACGACGUGUUUGCUACCGGAUUGUUCUUCUUCUUGAUGCACGAGAUCAUGUACUUUGGCAGAUGUUUGCCUUGGGCCAUUAUCGAGAGAAUCCCUUACUUCAACAAGUACAAGAUCCAGGACACCAAGCUCCCGGACAACAAGGAACAGUGGGAGUGUCUUAAGUCGGUGUUGAUCUCCCACUUCAUGGUGGAAGCUUUCCCAAUUUGGUUCUUCCACCCUAUUGCCGUGAAAAUCGGUAUGACCUUCGAUAUUCCAUUCCCCUCGUGGACUAAAAUCGCAUUGCACUUGUCCAUUUUCUUCGUUUUGGAGGAUGCAUGGCACUACUGGUUCCACAGAGGCUUGCAUUACGGUGUGUUCUACAAGUACAUCCACAAGCAGCACCACCGUUACGCAGCACCUUUCGGAUUAGCCGCUGAAUAUGCUCACCCAAUCGAGGUUGCUCUUUUGGGUAUGGGAACCGUGGGUAUUCCUGUUGCGUGGUGCUACCUCACCAAAGACUUGCAUUUGUUCACUAUCUCGCUCUGGAUCUGCUUGAGAUUGUUCCAGGCCGUGGAUGCCCACUCUGGCUAUGAGUUCCCUUGGUCUUUACACCACUUUGUGCCAUUCUGGGCCGGUGCCGACCAUCAUGAUGAGCACCACCAUCACUUCAUUGGCUCGUACGCUUCCAGUUUCAGAUGGUGGGACUUUGUUUUGGACACCGAGGCUGGACCAAAGGGUAAGAAGCUGAGACAGGCCAGAAUGAAGGCCCAGGCUGAGAAGAAGGUGCAGUAA
Molecule: messenger RNA, 912 nt
Organism: Sungouiella intermedia
Lineage: Eukaryota; Fungi; Ascomycota; Pichiomycetes; Serinales; Metschnikowiaceae
Source: the annotation of a GenBank genome assembly